Molecule: messenger RNA, 1965 nt
Organism: Colletotrichum destructivum
Lineage: Eukaryota; Fungi; Ascomycota; Sordariomycetes; Glomerellales; Glomerellaceae
Product: Putative proteasome component (PCI) domain, winged helix DNA-binding domain superfamily
Exons: 4
Coding region: 1-1689 (562 amino acids)
Biological process (GO): proteasome-mediated ubiquitin-dependent protein catabolic process
Cellular component (GO): proteasome regulatory particle
Source: RefSeq, a predicted model, not a curated record
AUGCCAGCUCACACCCACCAACACACCAAUCACGUCAAGCUAUGGUCGGCCGCUUGCGGUUUGCAGGGGGGCUUUCCAAAGCUCCCAGCUCCAAACACCCUAGACGACGACAUCACUCUUGACAGAAAGUUGACACAACCCGCAACCUCAGUCUCCUCCCUCACGAACUGUAAACCAACAACCCCUUUCACAAGAGCCUCUGAACACCCGACCGCAAAGAUGGGCUCAGAACCCCAGUACGCAAAGUACCCUCUCCUCCCGCUCGCCCAGCAUGUCUUCGCCCUCACAAACGCCUACGCUUCCCGGCCAUCUCAACAAGCCGCCGCGAAAGCUCUCAACGAUGCCAUCACGGAGCACAAGAUGGCACCGCUCUACCGUUACCUCGCACACCCGCUCGAGGGUAUCCUGAACCAGGUCGGCGAGGGUGGUAGUCAGACUCCCGGUAAGCCGCUGAGCCGGAAGUCGAGUCUGGCGGGCAUGAUCGCCACCAAGAGCACGCCGACCACCGUCAACUUGCCUUGGGACGAGGCUCGGUACCAGGAGCUCAAGGCCGAAAAUGACAGAGAGUUGGAGGAAUUCCAGAAGGAGGAGGAUGAGGCCGUGGAGAAAGCCGGUGACACGGAAAUUCAGGCUGCGCGGGGCAAGCGGGCGGAGUUCUGGGCCAGGGUUGGCGACAAGGACCGGGCAAUUGCCGCAUACGAAGACGUUUUCGAGAAGACCGGUAUCCUGGGUACCAAGAUCGACUUGGUUCUCGCAAUAAUCCGGAUGGGCCUCUUCUACGGCGACAAGCUCCUUGUCAAGAAGCAUGUCGAGCGUGCAAAGACUCUGGUCGAAUCUGGCGGUGACUGGGAUCGUCGCAACCGUCUCAAGGCUUACGAGGGUAUCUACCUUCUGACUGUCCGAUCGUACAGCCUGGCAGCCCCGCUGCUGCUUGACAGCUUGUCCACCUUCACCAGCUACGAACUCUGCACCUACUCUUCGCUCGUUGUUUACUCAGUCCUCGCCGGAUCCGUAUCUCUGAAGCGCGUUGACUUUAAGAGCAAGGUCGUCGACGCUCCCGAGAUCAAGGCUAUCCUUGGUGACGGAGAGGACAAGCUCCUGGCUCUGUCCGGUGCACUCAGCGCCGGCCCCGGUGCUGACGACACUAUGCAAGACUCCCCACCGACCACCGCAGCUGCCAAGACUGCAGUUAAUUUGACAACCCUCGGCACGAGCACCGAUCAGCCCGAGGCCGAGAUGGCCAUUGACUUCUCCUCUCUGGCCCAGCUUGUCUCGAGCCUGUACAACGGCCAGUACAAGUACUUCUUCCAAGCCCUUGCCGAGGUUGAGGAGAACUUCCUCACACAGGACCGCUACCUGCACGAGCAUAAGAACUGGUUUAUCCGCGAAAUGCGCCUUCGCGCGUACCAGCAGCUUCUCCAGAGCUACCGUGUGGUUGGCUUGGAGACAAUGGCGACAGACUUCGGCGUCACUGUUGAUUUCCUGGACCGUGACCUAGCCAAGUUCAUCGCGGCCGGCCGCAUCCCCUGCACAAUCGACCGUGUCAGCGGCAAGGGCGUCAUCGAGACCAAUCGCCCCGACGACAAGAACAAGCAAUACCAGGACGUUGUUCGCCAGGGCGAUCAGCUCAUCACGAAGCUUCAGAAGUACGGCCAGGCCGUGCGUCUCAGGGGAAGCGAGCGGGCGUAAUCUGUCAGUGGGGUCGUCGUGGAAAGACAGGAGGACCAACGCGCUCUCUCUGUCUGUCUCUCUCUCUUCACCAAAUGCUUACACAAUCGUUCGUUCCGCCCUGGCUUGGGACGACAAAAGGCGCGAGGUAGAAAUGGCACGCGGUGAUUAUAACCGGGGGUUGGGCAAGCAAAUGUGUGCUACCACAAUAACUCUGUAUGAUACCUACGGAUUAGACGAGCCAAUAUGAGAAAACUUGGCUUGAAUGGACCGCCUCUUCGCCCCGUUGUGAUGCUU